Aspergillus caelatus is the source of this 1377-nucleotide messenger RNA. RefSeq lists its product as uncharacterized. Lineage: Eukaryota; Fungi; Ascomycota; Eurotiomycetes; Eurotiales; Aspergillaceae. The coding region runs from base 1 to 1377 and encodes 458 amino acids. Gene Ontology annotation, molecular function: DNA-binding transcription factor activity, RNA polymerase II-specific; transcription cis-regulatory region binding. Gene Ontology annotation, cellular component: nucleus. The record is from RefSeq and is a predicted model, not a curated record. The transcript is spliced from 7 exons. Gene Ontology annotation, biological process: regulation of DNA-templated transcription.
AUGUCCUCAUCAUCGAUACCCCCAAGCACACAACAAGAUGACCGUACAUCGGCGCUGGAAGAGCGGAUUAGAGAACUUGAGGAUGCAGUAAGCUCCUCAUUCCAUUCAUUCCGAGGGGCUCUACAGCAGAUAUCCAGUCAUGUUGGUUUGCAAGAUAUGAGUGGAACAUUAGUUGGAUUCACUGCACGGUCGACUAGGGAUCAGGCCAUUCGCCCGGAUAUUCAGGCUGAAUCAAGCCCCGAGCUAUCCGAAGCAGGGUAUGAUGCGAAGGAUCUCGUCGACAAGGGGAUAUUGGCGUUGGCGGAUUGUCGAAAGCUCUUCGACUUCUACGGGGCCAACUGCAGCGAGAUUAUUGCAUUUUUCGAUAACACAAUGGACUCAUUCGAGGAAACCCGCAGAUAUCCGCUCCUCUUGGCGGCCAUGUGUACGAUCGGUGCCCGCGCGUCUGCACCUAGGCUGUAUCGUCAAUGUCUAAACGAAACCUACUCAUUAAUUCAGCAAACAUUACUCGGACCCGUCCCUUCUCUCGAGACACUAAAGGGUAUAUUGUUAAUAGCCGUGUGGCACAAGAAUUACCGGCUCUUGGGACUCGUGCUAUCAAUUGCUUAUCAAAUGCAACUUCCCGAGACGGCUUUGAGUUUAGUAGAUAAGGCCAAUCAGGCAAAAAAGGACGUGAUUAUCUCAGGUAAUAUUCAGGAGCAGCCAAUUACAUCAGAUGUUUGCAGGCAGCUCCAGUUUUAUGACAAACAGCUGGAAUCAUGGUUUCGACGGAAUGAUGAAGAAAUGGAUCCCAUUUAUCAGACGUUUUCCAAACCCCAGGACCGCAAUCGAAUGGCGAUACCGUACAACUUUGCCCGAAUGCACCUGAAUGGAUUCGUUCUUCACGGUCUCAAGCCGGAUAGUGCCAGAAACGAUGCGCUUCGAGUUCAAUUCAUUCGAGCAGCUGUUGCUGCCGGGAAAUCGUUGCUUAAAUGUGCUCUUCGUUCCAUCGACUACCAAACUAACUUGAACUAUUCGAUCGACUAUUCGGGCUCCGCUCUAGGCCUGGCAAUCAACUUCCUAUCUCGUGCGACGUGCGUUGCAUAUGACUGUAUCGACCUUGAAGGGGUUAUGCGUAUACUUGCACAAGCACGGGAUAUGUUUGAAAGUGCCAAGCUGGCUGGAAAGGCAGACGAGGUUAGUCAUAUUCUCGACCAAGUCGCUGAAAUAAAGCGUAAUAUGACGGCCGUCAAACCGAACAAUAACACAACCGAGGCGGAAAUUAACGACAAUGUGGACGACGGGUCGGAUUUCUUCCUGAAUGCUAGACUACCUUUGUCUGAAUUCUCCCUUGAUGAGCCAUCGAUUGAAGAUAUUCUUAUGUAUUCUGGAGAGUGA